UACUCUUUUGUACUCUCAACACUCAUAAAGUGGAUAUGACAAAAUUGCUUGGAGGACAAAUAGGAUUAGAAGAUUUCAUUUUUAUACAUAGGAAAGGACAAGCUAAAGAAGUGGAAAUUACAAAAACAGAAGAUGCAUUGGGCUUAACUAUAACUGAUAAUGGUGCAGGGUAUGCAUUUAUUAAGAGGAUUAAAGAAGGCAGUCUGAUUGAUAGAAUUGGAUUCAUCCAGGUAGGGGAUCAUAUUGAAAGAGUAAAUGAUCAAAGUAUGGUUGGAUGUAGGCAUUUUGAAGUUGCAAAGACAUUGAAAGACAUUCCAAAGGGAACAACUUUUACAUUAAGGCUAGUUGAACCAUUACGUGCUGGCUUCUCACACAUAGGACCACGUGGUGGACCUGGAGGUAAAAAGGCAGGCUAUGGAACAGGCAAAGAAACAUUACGAUUACGUGCCAAAGGUCCAGCAACAAUUGAAGAAGCACCUGAUGAUGUAGUACAAGCUGCCUUAGAUCGAAUUAAUGGACUGUUGGAAUCAUUUAUGGGAAUUAAUGAUACAGAACUUGCCACACAAAUAUGGGAAUUGGGAAGAGACAAAUCAAAUCCACACGACUUUGUGAAUGCUGUUGAUAGUUCAGAUCUGGAAGCAUUUGGAUUUACUGAUGACUUCAUUUUUGAUCUAUGGGGAGCAAUAAGUGAUGCAAAAUGUGGUCGUCUGAAGACUGAACCUACAAAAUCUAAUUUUUAGAUAUAUACACUGAUUUGAAAGUUUUUAUAUAUAUUGUAAAUGAAAGAAAUGGCAUUUUUAUUAUAAUAUUGAAAAAAUAUAGUCAUCCAGAAGUAUUUUUAAGAAUUUUGAAAAAUUUUAUAUUUUUUUAAAUAUAUUUUUAUAAGAAAUUAAUAAUAUAUCCAUAAAAUUUGAAAUAACUAAUUUUUUCUUUUAAGAAAAUAAGGUUGUGAAUGUUACAAACACAUAGACUUUGCUUACAUUAAGCAUUAUUUCAAGUUAAAAUUAAUUAUGUGCUAAAACAUAAUUUAACAGAAUAUUUCUUAAAUGCUAUUUUUAUAUUCCAUUUUUAAAUACUAAAAGUAUUUUGAUACAAAGUAUCCUAAUAUAUAAAUCUAUAUCAACAAAUUUUAUAUAAACAGAAUUCAUUCUAUUUAGUAUUUUU
Centruroides sculpturatus (bark scorpion) is the source of this 1164-nucleotide messenger RNA. RefSeq names its product PDZ domain-containing protein GIPC1-like. Bases 36 to 740 code for a protein of 234 amino acids. Lineage: Eukaryota; Metazoa; Arthropoda; Arachnida; Scorpiones; Buthidae. Gene Ontology annotation, molecular function: protein binding. The transcript is spliced from 5 exons. The record is from RefSeq and is a predicted model, not a curated record.